Molecule: messenger RNA, 2360 nt
Organism: Protopterus annectens (West African lungfish)
Lineage: Eukaryota; Metazoa; Chordata; Ceratodontiformes; Protopteridae
Gene: IFT54
Product: TRAF3 interacting protein 1
Exons: 15
Coding region: 5-2119 (704 amino acids)
Biological process (GO): cilium assembly; regulation of microtubule cytoskeleton organization; intraciliary transport
Cellular component (GO): ciliary basal body; centrosome; intraciliary transport particle B
Molecular function (GO): microtubule binding
Source: RefSeq, a predicted model, not a curated record
AUUAAUGGUGCAUUAUGGGAGAGGAAAACAGUCUGUGAAAAGUCUGCUAAAAGAGAGGGAUAUGCCAUCUGCCACCACUGAAAGGGGAAAUAACUUCACCAUUAUGGACGGAUCAGUAUUAAAAUGCACACAGGAGUCUCUAGGUAGAGUUAUUCGGAAACCACCUCUCACUGAGAAGCUGUUGAAUAAGCCUCCAUUCCGUUAUCUGCACGACAUAUUCACUGAGGUUAUAAGAACGACAGGUUUCCUGAAGGGCUUGUAUACCAGUUCAGAGUUGAACUCUGAGAAUGUUAAGGAUAAAGAUGCAAAAAUAACUUUCCUGCAGAAAGCAAUUGAUGUUGUAAUAAUGGUAUCAGGAGACCCUCUAACUGUAAAGCCAGCACGUGUGGUAGCAGGCCUUGAACCUGAGAAAACUAAUGAACUACUCCAAGCUCUUGCAAAGUGUUGCCUAAAUAAGCUGUCCAGUGAUGAUGCUGUCAGAAGAGUCCUUGCUGGUGAUAAACCAGACCUGAAAGGAAAACCACCGUCUACUUUGAAGUCUCAAGACAAAGAGAACAAAGAUUCUAAGGAAGAAGAUCGCAACAAGAAUCGGGAGAAGGAGGGAAAAAGAGAUUCUGAAAACCGAGACAGAAGUGUAAGCAAAGAUAGAAAAGAUAAACAGCAGGCUAAAGAAUCUGGUAAACUGACAGACAAAGAAAAGACCAGUCAAAGGGACCAUGAGAGAUCAGGCAAAACCCGGGACCGUAACAGGCCUGAAAGAGAAAAUGAAAAGAGCAGGGACAAAGAUAAAGAAAGGGGAAAAGAGCACAGCAGGGAAAAACAGCAAGGAAGGGUUCAGGACAAAGAACAAGACAAUAGAGCCAAAGAAAAGGAGAAGGACAGAGACAAAGUUAAACAAAGAGAUCGAGAAAGGGACAAAAAUCGUGAAAAGGAUCGAGACAGAGAAAAAGAGCAUGUCAGGGAGAGAGAGAAACAACUAGAACGGGAGAAGGAAAGAGAGCGCUCAAACAACAGAGAAAGAGAACAUGACAGAGAAAGAGAAAAACGACCAGAGCGGGAUAAGAUGAGAGAACACUCAAGAGACCAAGAGAAAUCCAAAGAAGUGGUUAGGGAAGAAAGAAAGUCCAAAGGUACAGAGGAGAGCUCUCUUAAGAAAACAGAUGCUGCUAAAAUAGAGAGCAAGGCCGGCAUUGACAAAGAGGCUGAAAGCCCUGCAAGAAUACCUCGUCCAUCUUCAGCAAAAGGUCAAAGAAGACGACUUAAGCCUGGACUAGAAGCUGAUUCAGACAGUGAUACAGGUGCAGAUACUGAAGUUGGGCAGGAAGUCAGUGAGAAACCAUUGGAGUUGGAGAAUGGAGAUAUAUCAGAUGAACUUCACCCAUAUGUCACACAAAGGAAAAUUCCACGUCCAAGCAGUGCCAGGCCAGCACCUCCCAGAGUAAAACGACAGGAAUCUACAGAAAUAAUCCCACCGGAAAGACUUGGCAGUGGGAAACAAGAAUCCAGAAUGAUUGUUGAAAAGAAGGCAAACUCUAAUGAACAAGAUGAUGAUGAUGAGCAGUUUGUUGUAGAAGAAGCAGCUCCUGUUCCACCAGAUAUGCCUGAUAUGGAAACAGAAACUUCUGUGAUGGUCAAUGAAAAUGAAAAGCAUGGUGGACUUGUCAAGAAGAUUUUAAAAACAAAGAAAGAUUAUGAAACAACUCAUUCAUUACCAGUGUCAAAAGAGCAGGGUAAGUCAUCAGCUGUAGAAAUAACACGGAAUAAGGAAAAGGACUUUGUUUCUAAAGAGAUUGAGAAGUUACGAACGUCCGUCCAGAGCCUAUGCAGCAGCGCCAUGCCCCUUGGAAAGCUAAUAGAUGGGAUCCUGGAAGACAUUGAUUCAAUGCAGAAUGAGAUUCGCAUGUGGUGUAGGGAAAAUGAAGAACUUGCAGGUGCCCUGCUCAGAGAACAAAGCAUUACAGAUAGUGUUCUGGAACCCCUAAAGGCUGAGUUGCAAGAGUUAGACCAGCAGAUCAAAGACCAGCAAGACAAGAUCUGUGCUGUUAAAGCCAAUGAACUAAAAAAUGAAGAAAAAAUUAAGAAAAUGAUCUACAGCAUCAGUGCCUCUGCUCGGACAUAACAAACACGCUGGAAGACCAGUUUACAUUUGUGAUUUACUGGUCCAUUCAAGGAGAAGAUCUUGUUUCCUUUUGUUUUUAGUUUUAAAAACAAGUAUUUUGCCUGAUGGAUUAUGAUCUGCACUGGAGCAAGUCGCACUUUAUGUGAGAAUAUGUCUUUUGAUAUACAAUGUUGGGGAAGACAUUUCAUAGUUUAAACACUCAUGGCAUUCUUUUUAAAAAUAAAAACCUCUUCAAACUCCA